AUGGACAUGCACAGUAAAGAAAGACAACCUACACCAGAAGGCAUCCUAUUAGGAAAUCAUGGAAGAAGGAUUGAGAGCCGAGUGCUUGAGAUUGCAAAGACUAGAAAUCUCAAAUCACUAAUAGCAAUCUGCGACGGAAUCGACGUUUCUGAAAUCGAGGAAUGCCAGAAAGAAUUGCCAUCCGAACCCAAUGUCAACUGUGAUAAGAUUGAUAACGUCGACAAGUACCGUACCAUUAACGGCACGUGCAACAACAAAAUGUUUACGUCAUGGGGUGCACACGACCAACCGUUCAAUCGUUUUCUGCCUUCAGCCUAUGGCGGAACGGGAUUUAAUGAACCUGUUACAAAACGCAAUGGAAAACAUCUGCCUAGUGCUAGAAACAUUAGCCUAGAGCUCCAUCCGGACAAAGCAAUUGCUGAUAAUGAUCACAGCUACUUACUAAUGCAAUGGGGUCAGUUUCUGGAUCAUGAUUUCACUCUUGCCAUGGAGACCGAAGACGACAUGACGUGCAGGAACGACUGUUUCACGAGUGACGAGAGAUGUUUUAAUAUUCUGAUCGAUAGCGAUGAUCCACAGUUCGGUACCGCGUGCAAGUUUCCAAGAAAAUGCAUUCCGUUGAUCCGAUCGGCGCCAUCACCGGACAUAUGUCGCCACGUUGUCUUUCCUCGUGAACAAGUAAACGAGAUCACGGCGUAUAUCGACGCAUCCAAUGUCUACGGAUCCGUGAAGAGUGUCGCUGAACGACUAAGAACGGGCGUCGACGGAAUGCUAAAGACUAACUUCGACGGAAAGAGUUUACCGUUUGAUUUUGAAUGUAACCCAGACAAGGACGAAUGCAAUGUUAACCCACCCUGUAUGGGACCGGUCUGUUUCUGCUUUCUGGCGGGAGAUCGACGUUCUACCGAGCAGACCUUCUUGACGACAAUGCACACUCUGUGGGUGCGCGAACACAAUCGUAUCGCACGGAUCUUGAAGGCAAUAAACUCACACUGGAGUGACGAGGUUCUUUAUCAAGAGACGAGGAAAAUUAUCGGAGCUCUUCAUCAGAGGAUCGUCUACAGCGAAUACGCUCCUGAGCUGCUCGGUCACUUUGUGUUCGAUCGACUUGUUCCAAAGUAUCGCGGAUACGACGAGACCGUUAACGCGGGCAUUAUCAACGAAUUUGGGACGGCGGCGUAUCGCAUGGGUCACAGCCAACUGCGGAAUACUCUGAAUCGCCUCAACGACAACUAUCAGUUGAUCGACUCGUUUAGAUUUCGUGACGCAUUUUUCCAACCUCAUCGUUACCUCCUAAAUCCCGACGGCUCAGUGAGCAAGAACAACUUUGACAACUUGUUUCGUAGUCUUCUCGAGCAAAACUCUCAAUUUAUCGAUCGCUUCGUGUCCGACGAGCUUACCAAUCACUUGUUUGAGCCACGCACAAGUGAUGGUACUCAGACAGGACCCGGAUUAGAUCUGGCGUCGCUUAACAUUCAACGAGGACGUGACCACGGAUUGCGCCCAUACAUCGAUUAUCGUACCUAUGCUCUUACCAAGCUCAAACAAAUGGAUAUCCCUAUACCUCGACUAAUCAUGUCAGUAGAAAACAAGAUUAAAAUCGCUCUUGUUUACGGAUCAAUUGCCCAGUGUGACCUGUGGGUAUGCGGAUUACUGGAGACGCGACUCGAGGAAGCAUUCCCGUUGCAGAGCAGCUAA
This is a messenger RNA of Corticium candelabrum, 1698 nucleotides long. RefSeq names its product peroxidasin homolog. The coding region runs from base 1 to 1698 and encodes 565 amino acids. Gene Ontology annotation, biological process: response to oxidative stress. The record is from RefSeq and is a predicted model, not a curated record. The transcript has 2 exons. Gene Ontology annotation, molecular function: heme binding; peroxidase activity. NCBI's taxonomy places the organism in Eukaryota, Metazoa, Porifera, Homoscleromorpha, Homosclerophorida, Plakinidae.